GGUGGUGGGGAAGUUUGAUUACGCCAUUAUUAAUCAUGCAAAGCAUUCAUGGUUAUGUUUUGGUGAUGCAUUAGGGUUAAGACACAAUUUGAAAACUGAUAAAAGGUGUCAUUGCAUGAAAAGUUCGGCAUAUUCUAAACCUAUUCGUUCCGAUGAAUUUAUUAGCCCAUCAAAAUAUUAUCAAGAGAUUUCUCGUGAAUUUUUAUUUUCAGUUGAAGAAUACGAAGUUUUCAAAAUUUUAUCAAGAAAUGAUUUAAA
Molecule: messenger RNA, 258 nt
Organism: Dentiscutata erythropus
Lineage: Eukaryota; Fungi; Glomeromycota; Glomeromycetes; Diversisporales; Gigasporaceae
Source: the annotation of a GenBank genome assembly